UGCUAAGAAAGAGAAAAAAAAGGUUGAGUGUGAGGUCACACAUUGUGGUGGUCUGUGACGAAGCCACUUUACCGUAGGUGAACUUCAGGUGAGAUACAGGGGAAGGAUGAGUAUAUAGUUCUGUAAGUUACCGUCUGCUGCUCACAGAGACAAAAUGGGCGGGCGGUGGAACAUUGACUGAGGUCAUUGUCACAUUGCGUCAGUGUUGUACUUACUGGAAUAUAGUUGCCAGCAGCAGAAGGUGACAUCCUAGAAAACCAACCUGAAAGAAGUGCAUGAGAAGUUACUGAUCUUCCUUUUACCUGCCCAACAAAGAAACAGCCAUCCUACUUUCUAUACUGAGACCAGAUGGAACCCAUGUCGCUAUCUCCAAACGGGAGCAUAGAGGAAGUGGAGGACGGUCACAUAGCCUACCUAGAUGGGGAGCUGGCACCCAAGGGCCUGCGGCGCAAGAGAGAGUUUAUCCCAAAUGAGAAGAAGGACGCCACCUACUGGGAGAAGCGUCGCAAGAACAACGAGGCAGCCAAGCGGUCGCGGGAGAAGAGGAGGGUGAACGAUUAUGUGCUGGAGAGCCGCCUGGUGGCCAUGAGUGAAGAGAACGCCCGGUUGAACACAGAACUGCUGGCCCUCAAACUCCACUUUGGCCUGGUGAGCCCUGCGGCCUACGCUGCCCACCAGAACAGCCUGCUACGGCUCCGCCAUGCGAACACCUAUAGCCCCCAGUCUCCGCCACCCAGCAGCUCAAGCCAGUCCCUGGACAGGGAUGUCUACUGGGGCAGGAGUCCCAGCUACAGAGACCCUUCCACCCUGCCCACUUACCACCACCAACCCUCCGUCCUGACUGGGCAACCUGCCCCUGCCCUGAUCCAGCCACAUGCUCUACCAACCAGAAGGGGCUAUCCAUACAUCUUAGACAUGCCCAGUGUCCUCCACCCUGCAAACUCAUCCUCCCUUCUCCUGCCCCCGCUUCUCCCCCCUGCCCUAUCGUCGUGGCCGGGGGUUCCCCUGCUGAGGCCCACCCCUAAGAGAAGGUGUUCAGAUGAGGAGGGGGAACAGCAGGUCCCAGCAGCCUCCUCCAGCGGUGCAUUACCGCACAAGCUGAGGCUGAAGACCCCCAGAGCUUCUACUGUCCUUAGGGAUGUCAGAGAUCGGGCCUCCCCCCCACUCCCGCUUUAUGUAUCUGACUGGCCACACUGCACAGGGCAGACCAACCACAGCGCGGGAACACUGACACCAAAGUUAUAGCAAAGACGUUAUGUACAACUUAAAACAGACAUUUGUUUGAUUUUUUUUAUUAUUGUUUUUGCUUCUCUGCCAUGCUACUUUAGUGUCCAAGUUAACAGGAUAAAAUCUAUUAUAGCAUACUUUACUGUAAAUUCUGCUUAAUUAGCCAGACUUUAAGUGUUUUAUUGCACUGAGAGACUCCAGUUCACUUACAGUAUGUAUGUAAAACUCAAUAUGGGCAGAAAAUAUAAUUUGAUUUUGACUUUUUGGAAUGGAUGGAAUUUAUCUUUUCAAAUUAAUAAAUUCCUCUUAUUGUUCACUCUUUACUGAUUAGCGCACAAACAGUGUGUGUGUGUGCUGCAAUGUGUAGGCUACCGCGUGGGUAAUGUUUAUGUUAUGUUGGCUGCCUGGUAGAGCAAGCACUGAGGUCUUGAAGUUGAGAUGAGGGGAAAAUACCAGACAUGACAUGAAAGGAGAUGAAUUUCAACAUAACUCGAGACAUAUUCUGUGUAUAAUAUAGGUGUGAGAACUUAGUGGUUAGUUACUUGUACCUGCUAUAACCACCACAAAUGCACUUAACGGAAUGGGGUAUCUAUGGUGCAAAUGACGAACAGUCACGGACCAAUUUAUUUGUCUCGGGCUAACUUAUUUGUAUUUUAAGACCCUCGAAAUCAACCUUAUAAAUCUUCUUAUGUAGUUGUUUUUGUCCCAAUUUAUUUUCAGUCAAAAGCUCCCGUUAGCAACAGAUGAGAACAAAGGUCCAAUCAGUGUGGCCUAACCUCAACCACUGUGUACAGAGAUGGGGUAGUCAUUUAAAUACAACCACUGUGUACAGAG
Messenger RNA from Oncorhynchus tshawytscha (Chinook salmon), 2061 nucleotides. It is a transcript of the gene nfil3-4, whose product is annotated as nuclear factor, interleukin 3 regulated, member 4. Gene Ontology annotation, cellular component: nucleus. The coding region runs from base 349 to 1245 and encodes 298 amino acids. The transcript is spliced from 2 exons. Gene Ontology annotation, biological process: regulation of DNA-templated transcription; circadian rhythm. Gene Ontology annotation, molecular function: DNA binding; DNA-binding transcription factor activity. The record is from RefSeq and is a predicted model, not a curated record. NCBI's taxonomy places the organism in Eukaryota, Metazoa, Chordata, Actinopteri, Salmoniformes, Salmonidae.